This is a messenger RNA of Stegostoma tigrinum, 4488 nucleotides long. Its product is annotated as phospholipid phosphatase-related protein type 4. Lineage: Eukaryota; Metazoa; Chordata; Chondrichthyes; Orectolobiformes; Stegostomatidae. Gene Ontology annotation, biological process: phospholipid metabolic process; signal transduction; axonogenesis. Gene Ontology annotation, molecular function: phosphatidate phosphatase activity. The coding region runs from base 686 to 2665 and encodes 659 amino acids. The transcript has 7 exons. The record is from RefSeq and is a predicted model, not a curated record.
GCCAGCGGGGCGACACGGUCCUGUAGCACUGCCUGGUGUCAGCCUGUGCUUUUAAAACCAGUCACAGCGGUGAUGCCGGCGCGGUUCGGAACCGUUUGGUGACGCGCCGUUCCCUGUGUGCUAACUUCUGGGAUUUAAUAUGUGCGGUUCCAUAAUUGGAGCGUAUUAACGCUGCAGGAGGGGCAAAGAAAGCACACACACACACACACACACACAGAGUCAGCGACAGGCAACGAAACGGGACGAGACAUGGGAAGCUGGCAAUGUGCGGGCGAGCUUCUUUGACUGUGGUCCUGCACAGCCUGAUUUAGGGCAGUGUCUUUGCGGCGAGACUUCUGCAGGAGUAGCCGGGAAUGGAAGGCAGUCAGGCCGCCUGAGGUUCUCCAGAACAGGACCUGGGCGAUUGUGCCAAGCGUGUGUGUGUGUGUGAUAUAUAUAUAUAUGUGUGUGUGUGUGUGUGCACUGGGAAAGGGCUGAAGAUCCGACAUGUCUUCGAAGGAGAGGCAGAAAGGGAGACUAACGAAAGACAGCGUGACUCUGCUGCCCUGUUUUUACUUCGUGGAGGUAAGUGAACGCCCAGCUACCUAUUCUGGCCUCCUCAAUUGUCAGUCUUUACUUCUUGGAGCUCACGGAUGUCUUCAAACCUGUUCGCUCGGGCUUUAACUGCCAUGACAGGACACUCAGCAUGCCGUAUAUUGAACCAACUCAGGAAAUCAUCCCCUUCCUCAUGUUGCUUAGCUUGGCAUUUGCUGGACCUGCAGCCAUGAUUAUGAUAGGCGAAGGCAUUCUUUACUGCUGUCUGACUAAGAGAAGAAAUGGAAUAGGAUCGGAGGCCAACAUCAACGCUGGUGGCUGUAACUUCAACUCAUUCCUCAGACGAGCUGUCAGAUUUAUUGGAGUUCAUGUGUUUGGCCUUUGUGCCACCGCUCUCAUCACUGACAUUAUUCAGCUGUCAACAGGGUACCAUGCCCCAUAUUUUCUUACAGUGUGUAAGCCCAAUUAUACGUCGUUAAAUGUCUCCUGUGAAGAAAAUCCAUAUGUUGUGGAGGAUAUCUGCACAGGAUCCGAUCCUGCUCUCAUUAACGCUGGCAGAAAAUCCUUUCCAUCCCAGCAUGCUACACUUGCAGCCUUCGCAGCUGUGUAUGUUUCUAUGUAUUUCAAUGCAACCUUAACAGACUCCUCCAAGCUCCUGAAGCCAUUGCUCGUCUUCACUUUUAUCAUUUGUGCUGUGAUCUCUGGUUUAACACGCAUUAUCCAGUACAAGAAUCAUCCGAUUGAUGUAUACUGUGGAUUUAUGAUUGGAGGAGGAAUUGCUAUCUAUUUGGGUCUUUACGCUGUGAGUAAUUUCCAGCCUAGUGAUGAUGGCAUCACGCACCAGACCCAUCACAGAGAGCCUUUGAGGUCAUUGACAGACCUCAGCCAGGAAAGCAGUAGGCAACUUCAAGGGAAAACUGGUAGUAGCAUAGAUGGCAUUUCAUCCCACCAUUCUGAAAGCAUUCUGAACCGAAACCACAGAGAAUCUGGCUCCCUCACAAACUUAAAACGAACAAGUGCAGACGUUGAAAUCAUUACUCCCCGCAGUCCAAUGGCAAAGGAGAACAUGGUGACCUUCAGCAACACCUUGCCACGUGUCAACACAUCAUCGAUGGAUGAGGCAGCCAGAAGGAAUGCAACGAUUCAUGCUUCUAUGGACUCUGCACGUUCUAAACAGCUCUUGUCACAAUGGAAGUCCAAGAAUGAAAGUCGGAAGCUGUCGCUACAAGUAAUAGAGACAGAAACUGGACACUCACCUCCAAAGUCCAUGGAGAUGAGAUCCAGUUCAGAACCUGUGGGAGUAGGUGUAAACGGAGACCAACAAGCACAACUCAACCAAUACCUAAAAAUCCAAGCUAGUACUAUUCCUGUAACCAAUAAUACCAGUAACAUUGGUGGAGGAGCAAGAGUUUCCAUGCAGUCGCGCCCAGGCUCAUCACAGCUGGUCCAUAUACCUGAAGAAACCCAAGAGAACAUAAGUACUUCUCCAAAAGCCAGUUCAGCCAGAUCAAAGUGGCUUAAAGUAGCUGAGAAGAGUGGUGUUGGCAGGGCAAACACCCAACCAAGAAUCAUGCAGGUAAUUGCUAUGUCGAAGCAGCAAGGUAUGUUACAGAGCAGCCCAAAAAGUACCGAUGGGAGCACAGUAUCCUGCACAGGUUCUAUAAGGUAUAAAGCUCUAACAGAUCAUGAGCCUAGUAACAUUGUCAGAGUAGAAGCUCAUCCAGAAAACAACAGACCUCUCGUACAAGUACCAUCAGGCAGUGAAAGCAGUGGAUCAUGGAAAUGGAAAUCCCAUGAGAAGGGAAGCAUUCGCCAAGCAUUCGAGUUAAACGAUCUUAACAGGGACUCUGAAAGCAGUGAAUCAGCAAAAGAUAGCUAUGCUAUAUCUGAAAGAAAGAAAACCAAUCCAGACAGUAGUGAACACCAUCACCAUGGAAUUACCACCAUAAGAGUCACACCAGUGGAUGGAAGUGAAGCUGCUUCUGAGACCCACUCGGUUUCAUCUAGUCGAGAUUCAACCCUCAGGCGGAAAGCAAACAUCAUUUUAAUACCGGAAAGAGGAAACAGCCCAGAAAGUACAAGAAAUAUCUUCUACAAGGGAACAUCACCCACUAGAGCUUACAAAGAAUGAAUCCUUAUCAUGGAAGCCUGCUGAAGGACAAUCUAUUGUAAACAGAUGCUGAGUAUAUACUGAUAAUAGAUUGCGACAUCUUAAAUGUGCCAUUCCAUUGUUUAUUAAUUGAGAAGUUACUGAUAUUUAAACAUGGUUGCAUGAAUAUGAUAUUUUUGCAUACUAAUCAAAAGCACACAGGCAAAGCCUGAGCCUUGUGAAAUAUGUAUUUGCUACAUUGCUAUAUCAAUAAACUGUGAAUGCAUUUGCUCCCAUUUUGAACAUGUCACUCAUGCAUUGAGUGAUUUAUUUAUUUAUUUUCAAAAAGCUUUGGCUGUAUUGCUGUGUUCUGUAACAACCAAUUUAGAAUUUCUUUCGCAAUUAAAGCUCUAAAUAGUGCUCAUAUAUCCAACUAUAAUGAGGGGUUAUGUGUAAUUUUAAUUGUGAAGCAUUAUCUGGGGUUGCAAUGAUUGCUGGGUUAACUAUCAGUCAAAGUUUUAGUUAGUUACAAAGCUUUCUUCGAAGGGGAUCACAUAGACGAAAAAAAAUCAUGUAGCUUUUAUAGAAACUACACGCAAACUAUAUUGAAAUACAUACAAAUGUGCACACGUACAUUAAAAAUAAUAGAACUUUUUCUCACAGAAUGUAAAAUGAACAGUAAUUGAUUACUGAUCACUAUUUAUAUCAUAGAUUUUUAUACCUAUUGUAGCCUUAGCACAUUGAUAUCAUGCCUUUAAAGAAAGUUUUUUAAGUGAUAUAGACAGCAUUUUUUUGUAAGCUUACGACGCUGUAUUUCAAACCAAUUAAAAAUAUAAAAUAUGCCUUUAAUCAUGAGUUACAGACUUUGUACCAAGCUGUUUCUACAUUGUUAAUAAGGAAAGUGUCCAAUACAAUUCUGCUACCAUUUCUACAGUGCCCUCUCUUCCUGCUCUCCAUCUCUGACUUUUUCCAACCCUAGUGGCAUACCAAAUAUAACCCUGUACUGACAUUUCAAGUUACUAAAAUAAAUUGUUUGGGCAUUUAUUCCUACAUCCAUAUGAUAGGAAAAAAACUAUGUAGUUUUUAUUUGUUUAUACUCGUGUUUUUGAAUACAGCUUAUACCUAGGUACACAACAGCCAGGAACCUCUGAGGGAAUCAUUUAAUUUCAAAGAGCUAUUGGUUUGAAUGAUUCUGGUGGUUCAAUUAAGAACCUUUACUUCACAUUACAGCCUAAUUAUGUUGUAAUAUGGUGGAUAGAUAAAGCUGUAGUGUUCCUGCUACAUAAGAGUGGCUGUACUGCUUUGGACUGUGGAAGAAAAUCCAAACACCUGCAUGUAUUUUUUAUACAGUAUCUCUGGUAAAAUUAAACUUUAUUUUCAUUGCAACCAAUACCUUCAUUAAAUAUUUAUUAGGGAAUUAUUUAGCAGGUGACAUCAUUUUUGUAAUUGUAAAUAAUUACUAAUUGGUACAAACUGUGAUAUCUUAUUGAAGGUUUAUUUAUUUGCCCUGUAAGAUUAUAUAUGGGUGAUUUGUAUGUAAAAGGGAAGAACAUUUAACUAAGGUAUGCACAGAUGUGUAUAGUGUUUAAAAUGUGUUUAAAGUGUUCUGUUAACUAUCUCUUCAAGAAGUGUUUUAAAAAUGAGCACUGGUUCAGUAAGUGUGUGCAAAACAUUAUUGUGUAUGAGUUCUUAAAUUGUGGUAUACAAAAGUCCCGUGAAAAGUAACCAAGGGAAAAUACUGGAAUUAAUUUCCAUUCAAAAGCAUUUGUUGGCUGUAUUGUCAUAUUUGAAAGAUAUCAUCUACACUGUACCUUUCCCAAGUGUGUUGGUUAUUUGCCAAAUAAAUGUUUCUUAAUUGCAGUGAA